This is a messenger RNA of Phyllostomus discolor (pale spear-nosed bat), 3236 nucleotides long. It is a transcript of the gene PTH2R, whose product is annotated as parathyroid hormone 2 receptor. Gene Ontology annotation, molecular function: G protein-coupled peptide receptor activity; peptide hormone binding; parathyroid hormone receptor activity. Lineage: Eukaryota; Metazoa; Chordata; Mammalia; Chiroptera; Phyllostomidae. The record is from RefSeq and is a predicted model, not a curated record. Gene Ontology annotation, cellular component: plasma membrane. Gene Ontology annotation, biological process: cell surface receptor signaling pathway; adenylate cyclase-modulating G protein-coupled receptor signaling pathway. The coding region runs from base 681 to 2339 and encodes 552 amino acids. The transcript is spliced from 13 exons.
CACACACACACACACACACACAGCAUUACCAUGGUAGUUAGAAGAAAAAGCAAGCAGAGAAAGGUAGAGAGCUGCACACUGUUGAGCACACAGUCGCAGAUGCAAAACACGCCUGGCCUUGGAAACCUUUGAAAACAUGGUCCAGUGCCUCUGGUGACUGGUGGUCAGCGCACGUCUGCACAGUGGGGAACUUUGGGAUUACUCCCCGAGGGCCCCUAGAAACGGGGCGCUGGGAUCGCAGCAGAAUGGAGGGAAGCAGAGAUAGUGCGAGUUGUGCGUGGCAUUAGCGGCGCUCUUGAUCAGUUGCCCUAGGGGUCCCCUGGGCCACGGGACGCAGUGACUCUAAGGAGGAGCGCGAGCGCCUCCCCGCUGCUCCCGCAGGCGGCGCCGGGGCCAACCCUCCCCGUCUGGGGUAGCGGGGCCACAGUCAAGGCCCGGACGCAAUCAGCUUUCCCCAGAAGACCUCACCGAGCGCGUGCCGCCUGGUGGCCGGACCCGGAUCCAAGACUAGCGAACCUCUGCAGCUCCGACUGCGGCAUCCAAGGCCAGGUGGCCGCAGGCCCGGCCUCCGCGGCUGCGCCGCUCCCCGGACCAUAAGUUUGUCUGGUGCUCUUCAAGUUCGGAGCGCGGAGCUUCUCCCGAGCGCCGAGAAGAGCGUCCUGCUUCUCGCUCCAGAGGCUAUGGGCAUGGCCCCGCCGGGGGCAGCGCCACACGUCUGGGGGUGGCUGCUGCUCGGCUGCUGCCUCCUCGCCGGAGCCCAGCUGGAUUCUGAUGGCACCAUUACUAUCGAAGAGCAGGUUGUCCUCGUGCUGAAAGCCAAAGCGCAGUGUGAACGCAACAUCACCGCUCAGCCCCAGGAAGGAGAGGGAAAUUGUCUUCCAGAAUGGGAUGGACUCGUUUGUUGGCCCAGAGGAAAAGUGGGGAAAAUGUCAGCUGUCCCAUGUCCUUCUUAUAUUUAUGACUUCAACCAUAAAGGCAUUGCUUUCCGACACUGUAACCUCAACGGAACAUGGGAUUUUAUGCACAGUUUAAAUAAAACCUGGGCUAAUUAUUCAGACUGCCUUCGCUUUCUUCAGCCAGAUAUCAGCAUAGGAAAGCAAGAAUUCUUCGAACGCCUCUACGUCAUGUACACUAUUGGAUAUUCCGUUUCCUUCGGUUCACUGGCUGUGGCUAUUCUCAUCAUUGGUUACUUCAGACGAUUGCAUUGCACCAGGAACUAUAUCCACCUGCACUUAUUUGUGUCUUUCAUGCUGAGAGCUGCAAGCAUCUUUGUCAAGGACAGAGUGGUCCAUGCUCACAUAGGGGUGAAGGAGCUGCAGUCCCUGAUGAUGCAGGAUGACCUACAGAAUUUCAUAGAUGCUCCUUCUAUGGACAAAUCGCAAUAUAUUGGGUGCAAGAUUGCUGUUGUGAUGUUUAUUUACUUCUUGGCUACAAACUACUAUUGGAUCUUGGUGGAAGGUCUCUACCUGCAUAGUCUAAUCUUUGUGGCUUUCUUUUCCGACACCAAAUACCUGUGGGGCUUCACCUUGAUAGGCUGGGGGUUCCCAGUGGUGUUUGUUGCAGCCUGGGCCGUGGCACGGGCAACUCUGGCUGAUGCAAGGUGCUGGGAACUUAGUGCUGGAGACAUCAAGUGGAUUUAUCAAGCCCCAAUCUUAGCAGCUAUUGGGCUGAAUUUUAUUCUGUUUCUGAAUACGGUUAGAGUCCUGGCCACCAAAAUUUGGGAGACCAAUGCGGUUGGGCAUGACACAAGAAAGCAAUACAGGAAACUCGCCAAAUCCACGCUGGUCCUGGUGCUGGUCUUUGGAGUGCAUUACAUCGUGUUCGUGUGCCUGCCCCACUCCUUCUCGGGGCUUGGGUGGGAGAUCCGGAUGCACUGUGAGCUCUUCUUCAAUUCCUUUCAGGGUUUCUUCGUGUCCAUCAUCUACUGCUACUGCAAUGGAGAGGUUCAGGCUGAGGUGAAGAAGCUGUGGAGCCGGUGGAAUUUCUCCAUCGACUGGAAGAGGACGCCCCCAUGUGGCGGCCACAGAUACGGCUCCGUGCUCACCACCAUGACGCACAGCACCAGCAGCCAGUCGCAGAUGGCCACCAGCACUCGAAUGGUGCUCAUCUCCAGCAAAGUCACCAGGACCGCCAGCCGACAGCCUGAAAGCCAUGUGACUUUACCUGGCUAUGUCUGGAGUAACUCUGAGCAGGACUGCCUGCCACACUUGAUCCAGCAGGAGACCAAGGAAGGCAACAUGUGGCAGGGAGAUGAAACUCUAAUGGAGGUAUCUUCCAGACCAUUGGAAUGCACCUCAGGCCCUGAAGGAAGCAAAGGAGAAGCAGAGGAUGUUCUCUGAAUCAACAUCUGUGGCUCGAAAGAGCUGGCCCAUCUGAUUGUCCAAGAGCUGAUAGUCCAAGAGAUCGGCUGUCAUUCAUCUCCUUGAGCUCCAGAGCUGAAAAUUCAGGGGUGAAGUGGUAUUUUACAAACGUUUCAGGCUCCAUGAAUUGGCUCCUAUAAACACUAAAGAUACAAAAGGAGAGGUGUCAGUGGUGGACUUUGUUACCUUAUUUUGGCAUCAGAUUCUCCUUUAAAUUGAUGUGUGGCACUUGCUCUGUGAUUGUUUAUUUUUCUGCUACUUUUGGGUAGAACACAUUUUAAUUGCUUGGCUUGAAUUUUGCUUAUGUAUACACCACUCUAAGUAUGAUAGAGAUCAUUUGUAUGUGUCAGUUUCCUUUUAGGAAAUCAGUAUUCUCUUUUCUUCUUUCCGACUUGAAUAUACUCCUAUCCCCGCACUCAUUAUGUCUGGGUGUAAGAGCGAUCAGGGUCUGGAAAUGUACGGUCAGAUAUCGAGGGUUAAGAACAAGUGUACACCGGCAAGUGAGUGAGCUGGACUUCGGUAAGAUAGUACACUGAUGACAGCUAGACUUGUUUCUUUCCAGGAAUAAGGAAAAUUACUGUAAAAAGAAUACUGCACGUAUUUCUCCUUCUGAAUGUCCCCCCACUCCAUGACCAGCCAUAUCUCAGGUCUUCAGUGGUUUGUACACUUUGACCUGUUAUAACGUUUUUCUGUCAGUGAGCUUGUGUCUGCAGACUAAUCUUAUCUGUAAUCAUUUAUGUUUAGUAUAAAUCACUUGUAUUGAUCGUAAAUCACACUGCACCUAUGCUUUUUGCUUCUUUGUUCUAUUACUGUAUUCCAAAUGGCAUGUGGGAUAAAUUAAAAGUUUGUUUUAAAAAUACAUUUUGGGUCACUUUU